This is a messenger RNA of Hydractinia symbiolongicarpus, 1255 nucleotides long. RefSeq lists its product as uncharacterized. Gene Ontology annotation, molecular function: chitinase activity. Bases 108 to 1178 code for a protein of 356 amino acids. The record is from RefSeq and is a predicted model, not a curated record. Lineage: Eukaryota; Metazoa; Cnidaria; Hydrozoa; Anthoathecata; Hydractiniidae. Gene Ontology annotation, cellular component: extracellular region. The transcript has 6 exons. Gene Ontology annotation, biological process: carbohydrate metabolic process.
CAACUACAACCGAAACGCCAUCUCCUGCAGGAAAGACGACUAGUCUAACAACAAAAGAAGCAGCGACGGUUACCACAACGACAAGCACGUCAAAGACGUCAUCAAUUAUGCCAAGUAAAAGUGACGCGAUACGUUUUAGCUUGAUUGGGCAUUGGGGUCAAAAUCUUGCUUUUACACGUCAUAUCGAAUCACCGUUAAGAACGUACUGCCAUAGAAAUUCUUAUGACGUCAUAGUUAUAAAUGCGUUAGAUAUUUUCAAGGAUGACGGAGGAAAUAAUAGAGAUGACUUACCCGGACUGUCUUUUUCGCGACAUUGUGUAACAACAUUUGGAAAUGGUUACAGAACAUACUUGAAAUGCAAUGAAAUUGCUCGAGAUAUCAAAACUUGUCAACAGAGAGGAAAAAAGAUAAUUCUAUCAAUUGGCAACGGUGGCAAACGGCGAAAUGGAUUUGGUGAUAAAGCAGCUGCAAUUGCAUAUGCGUCGACCAUUUGGAAUUUAUUUUUGGGAGGUUCUUAUCACGUAAGAACGUUUGGCAGAGAAGUUUUGGAUGGCAUAAAUAUUGACAUUUCAUAUCACACACAGCGUUAUUGGUUUGACGAGUUUAUAGUUGAGUUACGUCGACUGAUGGACACUGACACCAGCAGAAAAUAUCUCAUCACAACCACAACCCCAUGUAGCUUUCCGAAUUUUUGGUUAGGAAAGACAUACGCAAGAAACAGCAGACUCUUUGACAGCUUCUUCAUCUCAUUUGUCGAUAGCUGCGCUCCGCAAACUGUAUCCGCUUUUAAUCAAGCUCUUUCUCAGUGGUCGACUUUGCCGGGACCGAGCAUUUAUAUUGGCCUUCCAGCUAAUAAAGAUAUUUUAAAUAUGGGGAGAUUUUAUAUGAAACCAAGCGAAGCCGUAGCAUUAUAUAAAAAAUACAACGCCAUUUAUCCACGCAUUGCUGGGAUUAUUUUAAAAGAUGUUAGUUGGGAUGACGUCAACAAAAACAACAAGGGAAUACGCUACAGUGACCAAAUCGCGCAAGUGCUCAAGCCGGAUGAUCACACUACGGAGAAACCAAGAAUAACGCAUUCACCUGUUAUUCCAAAUAAUUCAGGUGUCAAGACAAUGAUGACGUCAGCUGUUUCAUUAUUCACAGUGCUUAUCAUAGAUGUCGCAAUGAAUGUUUUCUAAGUGGAAAUCAAACAUGGCGCAGCUAUUUGUAUCUUUAAAUUAACACAAUUUAAAUAAAUAUUUCGUUAUACUUUUAA